AAAACUUGGAUAUUCCCCCCUUGGAUUUAACCCUACCAUUUUCUAUCUUCGCGUAAUCUACCGGUUUCAAAGAGCAAACAAUUGACUUGCAAAAAUAAACUUGCAUCGCAAUUUUCAUCCCGAUUGAAAAAUAACUUUUUUACCCUCUGACAUCUGCUGUGUUUCUUGCAUGUCAUUAUUACAUAUCCCGGAAUGAGGGAAAUGGAAAAUUUACUUCUCCAAGGGGGCGGUCGGGCUCCUUUAGGAUUCCCUCUCCCGGAAGUGGAACUUCAAAGAGGGUAGUGAUGCGUGUAAUAACAUCGUUGACGGAGGUGUGACAAACGUAUUUCAAGUGCGGUGAAAAGUGAAUAUCGUCUCCUUAAGGAAACUCGUUUACGUACAUAGAAGAUAGUUCAUUAUAAUAUUUCUCUAGAAAUUGUUACAUUGUAUAAUAUUACACUAUUGGAUAUUAUACUGGAUGUUAUGUUAUAUUGGAUAUAUUAUAGGAUUUUAUUGGAAGAUAUUACGUGAAAAUAUUGGGAUUACACAUAGUGAUUUAAUCGUUCAAGGUGAAGCUAAUUGGGUAUUUUGUGACAAGUAGUACUUGGUGGUAUUAAUUAAUUAGCUGUCGAGUGAUGAGGGAUUGUGGAGGGUGAUUUUAACUGAAGAUUUUCGAGGACCUCUCGAGUGCCCUGAAAGGAGAGAGGACGAGGAUGAUGCAGACUUGGUGGUCGGGAAGAGGAUACUUUAAAAAAUGAGGGGCUUCCUGUUGGCUUUGAGUAUACUCUUUGCGGGAUCAGCUCGAUGUGGGAGCGACAAUGAGGAUCUGGAGAUGGAACAAGAAUUGGAACCUCUGGAUCGAGGUCCUUAUUUCGAUGUUUCAGCUUCGAAAAACGUGACGGCUUUGGUUGGCAAGACUGCUCAAUUGAACUGUCGCGUUCGCAAUUUAGGAGACCGCACGGUCUCCUGGGUGAGGCACAGGGACAUUCAUCUGCUGACUGUAGGAAUCGAUACCUACACGUCGGAUCAGAGGUUCGUGGCCUCCCAUUUCCCUCGAACAGAAGAUUGGACCCUACAGGUCAAGUAUCCCCAACGUCGGGAUUCCGGGACCUAUGAAUGUCAGGUUUCCACGACGCCCCCUAUAGGUCACUCUAUGCAUCUCUCGGUGGUCGAACCCGUCACCACCAUCGUUGGAGGCCCGGAAAUGUACAUAAACCGAGGCAGCACCAUGAAUCUGACCUGCGUCGUACGCCACAGCCCCGAACCGCCACCGGCGAUUUACUGGACGCACAAUCAAGAGGAGAUCAAUUACGACAGCCCGCGGGGUGGCGUGUCGGUGAUCACGGAAAAGGGUGAGAUUACCACCUCCUACCUCCUGAUUCAACGAGCACAACCAGCGGACAGUGGUGGCUAUACCUGCCAUCCGAGCAAUGCCAACACUCAGACGGUUGCAGUCCACGUAUUGAAUGGGGAGCAUCCAGCGGCAAUGCAGCACGGAGGCCAACUCAGACUUGGGAAUCCACCCUUUGUGAUGUUUCUGGCUUCGAUGCUGGCCUUCCUCAAUCAUGGUCACUGAACCACCUCAGUUGAUAUCGUGACGCGACGCGACACUCUUGGCACCACUGCCCGCUAUCCGCUUUCCGGCUACCGGACAGACUGGUAUCUCGCUGAUGUCGUCUACAGUUGAAAUUGCCCUGUGCAAAUAACUCUCGUCCGGAUUUCCAGAAAAGAGUUUUCUCAUCCUCGCUUCAAGUCCAGAGGAAAGUUUACUCGGCAAGGAAAAUUCCCCAAUUAUCGACUUUAAACAGAUCGAAAACUCUAGCCAAGCUGGAACCCUUAGAUUAGACCUUAUAUUAUCAAAAAAGAACAAUCUUUUCUUCAUUAAAAAAGAGCCCUUUUUCAAAGUCCUAAAAGACUCUUGGAACUAGAAACUACAUUCAAGAGGUUCACUGAUCAACUUUCAGAAGUUGAUGCUUGAAAAGGUUUUGUGAACUUUGCCCUAUUUCUGAGUAAGGGUUUGCUCAAGAAUGAUCGAGGUCUUAUAAGCUUAUUUUGUUCUCUUUAUGAUGAAAGCAUUUAAGGUGAUUGGAAAAUAUUUGGCACAUUGUACAAAGAAGGUAUUUUUUGGUUGUAUACUUUAUAGGUCAGUCCAAAAAAGUCGCAGGGAAAUGACCUUUAAGACCAAUAUUAAUUUUAAUGUUACAAAAAGAAAAUAUAAAAGCUCAUAUUUGAUUGAUUUUGUGUUAGCUACCAUAUAUGUUUAAAUGUUGGGAAGAAAUUUGUUUCGAAAAAACUAUCCUUUUAAAAAGUGCAGCGUACGUUUUAUGUAUGAUUUAGUAAAAAAUACUAAUACAUGGUCAAAAUCGGUUGAUUUAUUUGGCAACCAAAUGCAUUAGUUAACGACUUGAACAGUAAUUUUCAUCUAAUUCAUAUUUAAAAAGUAGCAAGCACAGAAUUGAGGAGUGAUAAAUCCACUUAAGUUAAUUUCGCAGUAUUCAGGGAUAUUAUACUUUGAAAUCCGUUGAUGAAAAUGAAAUUAAAAAUGGGCUAUUAUAAUCAGUCCUGAUGUUGAAUUAACAAAAUGAAUAAAAGCAUUUUUAUUUAAUACGUUCUUAAAGUUAUUAAUAAAAUUAAAAUUGAUUCAUUCACUUUUGAUUGAGUUCACUGAAUAUU
Messenger RNA from Belonocnema kinseyi, 2652 nucleotides. RefSeq names its product protein amalgam-like. The record is from RefSeq and is a predicted model, not a curated record. NCBI's taxonomy places the organism in Eukaryota, Metazoa, Arthropoda, Insecta, Hymenoptera, Cynipidae. Gene Ontology annotation, biological process: synapse organization. The coding region runs from base 734 to 1555 and encodes 273 amino acids. Gene Ontology annotation, cellular component: neuron projection membrane. The transcript is spliced from 6 exons.